Messenger RNA from Belonocnema kinseyi, 666 nucleotides. Its product is annotated as carbonic anhydrase 7-like. The transcript is spliced from 5 exons. The record is from RefSeq and is a predicted model, not a curated record. NCBI's taxonomy places the organism in Eukaryota, Metazoa, Arthropoda, Insecta, Hymenoptera, Cynipidae. Gene Ontology annotation, molecular function: zinc ion binding; carbonate dehydratase activity. Bases 1 to 666 code for a protein of 221 amino acids.
AUGACGCAGCCCGAAGACGCAUACAGUUACAAAGAUGCUAAAAACUGGGGAAAAAAAUAUUCACAAUGUAAGGGAAAACAUCAAUCUCCGAUAACUCUGAAGGACGAUGGCCCGAAAUAUUUUCCAGAUCAUAAAAAAAUGCUGAGACUUGCAGAUUUUGAUAAAUUUCCAAAAAAAUUGAGCAUAACGAAUACUGGUCACACUGUGGAAAUGAAAGCCGAUUGGUCUGGAAAACCUCCAAGUGUUACUGGUGGACCCCUUAACGGGACUUACGUAUUUGAAAAGGUGACUUUUCAUUGGGCCCCAAAAAAGAGUGGAUAUUCCAAUCCCGAACGUAUUUUUGACAACCUGGAAAGAAGCUUGCAUAAGGUGCAAUCCCUUAAUUCGACGGCGGAAGUACCCCCGUUUCGCGUUGCGAGUAUUCUCGAGAACUCAGCAUUUUUGUUUUACGAAGGCUCAUUAGAUUAUCCCCCUUGCUCGGAAUCUGUGUCUUGGAUCUUAUAUGAGAGUAGCUAUCCUAUUACCGACGGUCUGAAAAUAAAGUUGUCCGAUGGAGACGUGUCGAAUGUUAGACCUCCACAAGCACUAAACAACCGUCGAAUUAACAACGUGUAUAAUCACAAAGGAAACGAGGAUUUGGAGAAGCUAAUCAACAGUAGCCAAUGA